GCGCUUGCGAAAGCCGCAACACCACAGGCUGUCACAAUGCCGUCCCCCUUUCUAACUCCCGGCGCUCAGUCACAACUCGAUAGCCUUGCUCUUCUUUCACUCCGCAGGGACCAGACGAUUCCAACUAUUCUCCAACUUCACGACGACAAAGCAGGAUACAAAGAAGGAAAAGUCACCAACACCCGUUUCGGCUCAUUCCCGCAUAGCACCCUUUACGAUCAACCAUGGGGUUCCCAGAUCGUCGCAUCCAAGGUAGACACGGGGUCGCGCGGUCGCGCGCAAUCUAAGAAGUUGAAGCGGAAAGCGGACGACUUAGAUUCGUCCACCCAAGCCGAAGACAAGCCUUCUCCCCAGGCUGCAGUUGCAGCCGCCAGUGGUUUCCUUCACCUCCUUUACCCUACGCCGGAACUAUGGACCGCGUCGCUCCCGCAUCGGACACAAGUUGUUUACACACCGGACUACAGUUACAUUCUCCAUCGGCUACGCGCGCGCCCCGGAAGUACUGUGAUUGAAGCAGGAGCGGGCAGUGGCUCUUUCACCCAUGCAUCUGUGCGAGCAGUGUUCAAUGGGUACCCUUCGGAUGACCAGCGGACACAUAAGAGAAGACUUGGCAAGGUCUGUAGCUUCGAGUUUCAUGCGCAGCGGGCGGAGAAAGUACGAGUUGAGGUGAAAGAACAUGGCCUCGAGGGGCUAGUGGAAGUAACGCACCGUGAUGUCUACGAGGAUGGCUUCCUCCUCGGUAACCCGAAGACGGGCAAUUCCCCGAAGGCGAAUUCCAUUUUCCUUGAUCUACCCGCUCCUUGGUUAGCUCUUAAACAUCUCGUUCGCAAUCCGCCCUCAGGCGUGGAAUCACCGCUUGAUGCAUCGUCCCCAGUCUAUAUAUGUACUUUCUCCCCCUGCCUUGAACAGGUACAGCGCACUAUCAGCACUCUCCGCCAACUCGGCUGGUUGAACAUCUCAAUGGUGGAGGUCAAUCACCGCAGAAUCGACGUGAAGCGAGAACGGGUUGGAUUAGAUUACGAAAAUGUUCGUGGGACGGUCGUCUUCCCCAGAUCCGUCGACGAAGCUGUUGAAAGAACGCGCGCUCUCGAGGAGCGCUCAGUAUUGUUCCGUGCAUCUCAGAAUCAGAGUGACAGCGAGAGUACCCCUGCUCUCCAGACUGAAACCGAUGCAAAUAAAGGCGAUACGACCAGCAAACCCGAGACGGAUGUCCCCGCUCGCCCGCAAGAGCCCGAGAUUCCUUUGUAUAAGCAGGGUCGCCUGAUAACCCGGUCAGAGAUAGACCUCAAGAAUCAUACCUCCUACCUUGUUUUUGCUGUCCUCCCUCGGGAAUGGACGGAGGAAGAUGAACAGCGUUGCCGUAAGAAGUGGCCAUCAAACCGGGUAGUAGAACCUCGGGGGCCAUCGAAAAGCAAGAAGCAAAUGAAAAAGGAAGCAAAGGAGCAGCGCAAUCAGCAAAAGGAACAACAGGGACAGCCAGAUACGGAGUCCCAGAAGGAAUAAUGGUUAGUAACGCUACUAUUCC
Messenger RNA from Aspergillus alliaceus, 1525 nucleotides. It is a transcript of the gene trm61, whose product is annotated as tRNA 1-methyladenosine methyltransferase subunit GCD14. The transcript has a single exon. The record is from RefSeq and is a predicted model, not a curated record. Gene Ontology annotation, cellular component: nucleus; tRNA (m1A) methyltransferase complex. Lineage: Eukaryota; Fungi; Ascomycota; Eurotiomycetes; Eurotiales; Aspergillaceae. Bases 37 to 1503 code for a protein of 488 amino acids. Gene Ontology annotation, biological process: tRNA methylation.